This is a messenger RNA of Octopus sinensis (East Asian common octopus), 1088 nucleotides long. Its product is annotated as peptidyl-prolyl cis-trans isomerase. Gene Ontology annotation, cellular component: intracellular membrane-bounded organelle. Lineage: Eukaryota; Metazoa; Mollusca; Cephalopoda; Octopoda; Octopodidae. Gene Ontology annotation, biological process: protein peptidyl-prolyl isomerization. The transcript has 2 exons. Gene Ontology annotation, molecular function: peptidyl-prolyl cis-trans isomerase activity. The coding region runs from base 190 to 879 and encodes 229 amino acids. The record is from RefSeq and is a predicted model, not a curated record.
GCCGUUCUGUUGGCGACAGAUGUUGUGUUUGCUAUUGGUCAACCAACGAUCACCGUGGCAUUCAUUACCUGAUCAUUCCACUUAAAUAUUAGCCACGUUAAGAACUAAACAACUCUAUUUGUUACGAUAAUAAAACACAAGCACAUUCUUCUGAUCAUUGUGUGAAAGCCAAUUACUUCAGAUUUCAAGAUGAACAAGAUUAUAGUCUGCUCCCUAAGCUUGCUACUUAUCCUCGGUUUUUGCUACGCCGAAGAAGAACAGUCCAACUAUACCGUUACCUGGCUAGCCUGGUUUAAUGUCGAAGUUAAAAACCAUUACGGUGCGGGUGAAGACUACACGGGCAAAUUUGUAAUCGGUCUGUUUGGAGAUACGGUGCCGAUGACUGUGAUGAAUUUUGUCAAGAUAACCGAAGGUUAUACUAGUGGUAGCCAAAAAUUACGCUUCAAGAAUAGUAACAUUCACAGAAUCGUUCCUGAUUUUGUUAUUCAGAUGGGUGACAUCACUGCCGGAGAUGGUACAGGAGGACGAAGUAUUUUUGGAGAUAAAUUCAACGACGAGAACUUCUUUUUAAGUCAUAAAGCGGCUGGGUAUGUUUCGAUGGCAAACCAUGGACCUGACACGAAUGGCUCCCAGUUCUUUAUAUUGCUCAACGCAGCCAGGUGGCUUGACAAUAAACAUGUCGUAUUCGGAAAGAUAGUCGAUGGUAUGGACACAGUUAAACUACUUGGAAACGUAGAGGCUGACUUUAGUACAGCCGUACCCAAGAAACGAGUCAAGAUAACAGAUUGUGGUGUUGAAGAAUUAAAAAACAAAUAUUCUUUAACAGAAGACGAAAUUCUUUCUGACAAAGACAUUGAUGUUACUGCCUCAAAUCAAUAAAUCAAGUAUUUUAUAAUUUUUCAUAACUCAUAUCUUAUAUCGACACGUUGGUUGAAGUCUCUUGGGAAUUAAAUAUUUGUCUUAUAAAAUACGUAAAAAUCAUGUCACUGUAUUCUUUCACAUUUUAUCAGUUUUUAGCAUUUUGAUAUUUUAUCGAUUUAAGAAAGUCUUUUGAUUAAAUAAAAAUUUUCAUUCGUUCGUAUUCCAUA